This is a messenger RNA of Plasmopara halstedii, 1299 nucleotides long. RefSeq lists its product as uncharacterized. The transcript is spliced from 3 exons. The record is from RefSeq and is a predicted model, not a curated record. The coding region runs from base 1 to 1299 and encodes 432 amino acids. Lineage: Eukaryota; Oomycota; Peronosporomycetes; Peronosporales; Peronosporaceae.
AUGCAUUUUCGCUACUUACGCACUAUUCUGCUGGCAAGUCUUCUCGCUACCAGUGCUUUGGCAAGAACAAAUCUCACGUCAACCACGUCACAGACAGUGAAUUCAUCUGGAUCUCAAAGCACUGACGAAGAAUUCAGAACAUUUACACUCGAUCACUUCCGUUUUGUAAGCGAACAAACCUCGGAUGAUCUUGAUUUAUACCGCAUCAAGGACUCAGUCUUACCUUAUCUGCAAAGCAAAGAUUUUGCUAAAGCAGUCGGGUUGAAAUUUGGGCCACCAAACCUCCUGGCGACUCUGUCGUGGCGAAAAUGGGCCUACUUGAUUUGCCGUCGAGACGUGAAGGACUGGUCGAGACGACACGAAAUACUUCUUCAUGGUAUGAAGACUAUAUUUCCCCCCGAAAAUCUGGAAUUUAUAUUUCGAAAUGCGCUCCAGGAUCCUCAUACAACUUUGCUCGCUGCUGCACUGCUCAAAUAUGAGCCGCAGCUUUUUGAUACGAUAACAAGGAACAUUUUUGCGAAGGUCGAUUAUCGCCAUUUGUUUAGCGAACAGUUUUUUGAGUGGGUGAAGUGUAUACGCCUUCAGAAUGGAGAUAGACCUGAAGAGACAUAUAUACUUGCUGAACUGGAACAUCUCAUCACGAUCUAUGGAGAGACCAAACUAGUUGGGAUUUUGACCCUUCCGAACAAUCAAAAUGACAAAGGGCAAAAGUACUUGAAGGCUCUAUCUUCGAAGUGGCUGAACGAGAGAAAGAAUCCGGUCGCAGUUGUGAAAAUGGUGAUCCCCACUUCCGAUAGUUUUCUCUAUCGUGGGUUUGAGAAAUUUUCUCCUCGAGUAUGGAUUGACUACCACAUUAAAUUCUACAAACGUUAUCCCGAUGGAGCACAUACGGUGACGCUGCUUGAUACGCUUAAAGAAGCUUUCGAUAAAGAUAAAGAGUGGGCCCUUUAUUUUCAACAAGCACAAUAUCAAGAAUGGUUCAACAACAAGCAACAUCCUGGCGAUGUUUAUAAUAAAAUAAUGGUUGACCCUGAGAUUAGUGAUUGGGGAGUGUAUGCCAGAGAUGAAUUUGCCCAAGCCGUCGCCGGUGAAUACUACGAAGCUCUUUAUAACAAUCAUAUUCUGGAUACUCCACAACUUCCUGAGACGAGUGAUGGAACAAUUACUAGCGCAGGCAGUGGUGGUGAGCAGCAUACUAUGGGAAGGAUUUGGCGAAGAGAGAGUUUUGGUGAUCAGGCGUGGAAUUUUCGGAGAACAGAGUAUCCACCUCCACUUGCUGCGCCAGUCCAGCAGAAAUGA